AUUGUGGCUGCUGAAGAUUAAAAUUUGUUCUUUUCCAUGAAAGCAAUGCAUAAGAUUUUUCACAUGAGUGCAAUCUUGUGGAUGUAGUUAAAUGAAUUGCAGAUCGCAUCUAUUUUGAGAAUCCAUAAGUGCGGUGCCAUUCCUACGUACUACGUAUUUGUAUUUUGUUGUGUAAUAAUUUGAAGAAAUUAGACCAGUGAUAUCAACAGGAUUUAAAUAACGCAACCAGCAAUUUUGGGCAUCAGUUUCGUGUUUGAAGUUGUAUAGUUUGAACGAAAAUGGCAAAACCAUUCGGGAAAAAUGCAGCUCCGGCUUGCCAAUGUUUGAAUCAGAAUUCUCCAAUGCAAACCAGGAAAUCUCAAGCCCAAGGUGUAACUGCACAACCUGUGCAGCGACCGGUUGCUCCGCCUACACCAGUAGCAGCCACUAAAAUACCCGAAGCAGUUGCGGCAAAUAACACGCAAACACCAACCAUUGAAAACGAGAAUAAUCAACAAACUCAGCAGUCGCAAGCAUUGACCCAAAACACAACAGAAAGCGAGCUGAUGCAAUCAAAUGUAAGUGAGUCUGGGGAUGAUGCAAAUAGCGAAGGAAAAGGCAGGAAAUUCCGCUGGUUCUCGUCCACUAAAAAGACAUCAGUUAGAAUCAGAGAACGCAAAAUACGUCAAAAUCGACGUCUCCGUAAAAUUCUGAUCCCAAAAAAUGCCCUCAUGGCUUUGCAUGAAGUGAAAGGCAUCAAAAUGACAGAGUUCUCUAUCACCAAUCGAACUGAAGGCGGAUUUUCCGCAAAAGUCUCCGUCAACAAUAUUCAGUACGAAGGAAUUGGAAAUUCUAAAGUGGCUGCCAAAAAUGCUGCAUGCGAGAAAGCUUUGCGUGACCACAUUAUAUUCAAGAUGAUGCAGAGCAAUACUAAGCCUAAACAAGAAACCGAGAGUGAACCAGUUUCAGAAAUGACCCAAAGCGAGGAGGCCGACGUCGAAAUGAAGGAAAGCGAAGGCGAUAAGACAACUGAGGAGGAGGACGUUCCAAUGCUAAAUCUAGCAUCCUUUGCGCUAUACAAACUCUUCUCAGAAUGGGAAGAUCAAGGAUUUGUGAUUCCCGAAUUUCGCCCCUCAACAAAUAACACCAAUACGAAUGGGGCAACCACACCGCCACCGCCUACUAUCAAGCGCGACCUCCCACCGAAUUGGACAACUUUACAUCCAGCUACACUUUUAAGCAUGAUGCGACCUGGAAUCCAGUUCACUUAUCUUGGAGGUGAGGGCCAACCCCCAAACACAAAACAACGUGUGGGAGUUUGUGUUGAUGGUGAGAAUUUCAUUGGUGAGGGUCGGUCACAAAAGCUGGCACGACGAAAUGCCUCUGUGGACGCUUGUAAUAAGCUAUUCAACACUAAUUACACGAAGGAGUAAACUAGGAUUCAAAGCGAAUAUUUUGAAUUUUUUUAAGGACUUCGUUCUAUUUUAUUGAAUCUAUCAAUCACAAUCUUUCCCGUAAAAUGAGAAUUAUAUUAGGUUUUAGAGCGUAGUGGUAUUAAAAUAGUGUAGCGGUAUCCAAUUCAACGUUAAAUGAAUGACACACAGCUACUGUAGGUUUUAUGAAACCCGCAGUAGAACCCGUGCAAAUUUUAAUACUUAGUCUGUUAAAUAUUUUAGAAUUGUGUGAAGAGCACGAAAGUUUUUCAUAAAUGUCAGGCAGUGUUGGCAUUAAUCCAUUUCUCUACUUAACCAUGAUCAAUUGUAUUCGUUAAUUGUUAAUUGAAGUCAUUCAAAUAUAUGUAUUUGAAAUUGGUAAUUUUUCGGAAGAUUUUAGAUAGUUGCUUUGUUCAACACGCAAUUUCAGUCAUCAACUUCUCAACGAUAGUCAUCAUUAAAGUUUGACGACUAAAUUGCGAUUAACGAUCGAUGGUUAAUAUAAGCUAAUCGGUCAUUGGGGUUAAAACUUAAUCCUGAUUAGCUUUUUGCCAACACUGUGUUUAUACGAUCGACGACUGACAAAUGGCAUCUUUGUCCAUAAGCAACCUGAUUGCAAUUGUAUUUUAUCUUAGUACACUUUCUGGUGUAUAAUCUCUUCUAAUUUUGCAUUAUUUCUUGAAUUUAGUCUGUAAAGUGCAUGUACGCAGUUUUAAAAAUAUAUAUUGAUGUGUAAA
Hermetia illucens (black soldier fly) is the source of this 2149-nucleotide messenger RNA. RefSeq names its product double-stranded RNA-specific editase 1-like. The transcript has 4 exons. Lineage: Eukaryota; Metazoa; Arthropoda; Insecta; Diptera; Stratiomyidae. Bases 279 to 1412 code for a protein of 377 amino acids. The record is from RefSeq and is a predicted model, not a curated record.